This is a messenger RNA of Eruca vesicaria subsp. sativa (arugula), 1119 nucleotides long. NCBI's taxonomy places the organism in Eukaryota, Viridiplantae, Streptophyta, Magnoliopsida, Brassicales, Brassicaceae. The record is from the annotation of a GenBank genome assembly.
AUGUCUAGAACCGUUGAUUGGUCUAAGCUCUGCCCUGAUCUAUUACGAUCAAUCUUCGAAAGCUUGACCUCUUUGGAUUUUCAUCGAGCCAAAACCGUUUGCUCAAACUGGUAUACCGUUUCAAGAACAUCUCCUCUUUAUCCAUGGCGAAUCGUAUUACAAGGUCAGAACUCUCUCUUGUAUGAUCCCAUUCAAGACAAAGUCUACCACAAAAAUCUUCUUGGAAUCAACUUGUCCAAAGUCCAUUGUCUCGCUAGUUACAGCAACUGGCUUCUACUUGUAGAUCCUUGUCUACAUUUCCAUCUCUUGAACGUGUUUACUCGCGAAACAAUCAAUCUUCCUUCAUUAGAUUCAUCACUUCGUGACACUCGUUAUAAAUUCACACGAAAUGACCUAUUUGAAUGCUUCCUUGAGCUCUACGGAACCAAGUUUCUUGUGACUUGGGAUGAUUUUAGGUUUUCGAAGACGGCUGUCUUGUGGAUAAACGAGAGAAAUGGAGAUUUCGUCGUUUCAUGGGCUAUAAAACAAUUCUAUAUCUUGUCAUUCAAGAAAAUAGCGAAUAGUGGUGAUGAGAGAUGGAGUAUUACAUGCACACAGUGUGAAGACAUGGCUUAUAAAGACAACAAGCUUUACGUCUAUACCUAUGAUCACUACAUCAACGUUCUUGAUUUCUCUGGAGAUUGUCCUAAAGAAACUCUUGAAGGCAACCAUUAUCUUAAUCAUCCUUUUCCCUUCGUAGAUACGAUUUAUAAGAUGAGGAUUGCGAUCACAAAGUCAGGAGAGGUGUUGAUCGUUCUUAGCUUGAAGGAGUUGAACAGAAAGUUUUGCGUUUGUAAGCUGAAUCUUGAGGUUGGAGAAUGGGAAAGAGUAGAGUCUUUGGGAGAUGAGAUGUUGAUUUUUGGCCAUGGGGUUACAAUAAGAGGACCGGUUAAAGAUAGAGGAAUCAAGUGUGGUUCAAUCUGUUUCCUUGAUGAUGAUCAUUUGUCUGAUAACUAUCUUGGGCCGAGGAGAGAAACAAGUUGUGGUGUGUUUGAUCUUGCAACAAGUACAAUCACUUGGCAUACAAGAUUAGAUGAUCCGUCUUCGAAGAUUUACUGGUUUGUUCCAGGACAAACUUAA